Messenger RNA from Acipenser ruthenus (sterlet), 2345 nucleotides. RefSeq names its product protein NDNF-like. Gene Ontology annotation, molecular function: protein binding. The record is from RefSeq and is a predicted model, not a curated record. The transcript has 4 exons. NCBI's taxonomy places the organism in Eukaryota, Metazoa, Chordata, Actinopteri, Acipenseriformes, Acipenseridae. Bases 262 to 1926 code for a protein of 554 amino acids. Gene Ontology annotation, biological process: extracellular matrix organization.
CAGGAUCAUUCCUGCUGGGCUGAGCUGACGGUUAGAAUAUUCAAGCCGUAGCACAAAGAACUGAAGUUACACUGGGUUUUGUUUUAUGUUUUCAAAUAACGAAUUCCAUCUCUGCAGUACCAAGUAUUUGAUAGGAAAAGCUGGAAUUCUCGAACCUUGAUAAUCCCAACGAAUCUGGGUAAAAAGAAAGGAAUCGGAUUCCAAGUUGGGUUGCUUCCCGUCCUUCAGGGAGUGAAGGUGUCCUGGCUUUGCUGUGCUGGGAUGGCUCUGUACCUCAGCUGCUGUCUGCUGCUCUCUCUGCUGUGCAGUCCUGUCUGCCAGUGCCACUGGCCCCCAGGGGGGCUGCACCCCAAGAACGAGGUCCUGCUGUACCCCUCCCCAGUGCUCCCCGAGGGUAGGAUCACCAGUGUCCAGCUCAAGCGGAACAGCCCCAAGAGGUGGUACUUUGCAGUACAGGAAGCCCGCUCUCCGUACUCCAUCACAGUGACUCCAUGCGACGUUCCCAUCGAAUGGAGGUUAUCAGCCAAGACACUCCUGGCAAAGCCCGUCAGUACAAUUCACUUGGAAUCUAAAAAGAGCAAGACUGAACAGUACUGGAGGACUUCAGAGGCUGUGGUGGAUCUCUUCAUCUACAGUGGGAACUCAGCGGAGACGUUCACAGGCCAUUUCUCCAGCAAGACCCUGUACACUAUAAUGCUUCUGUCGACAGAGAGGGACACUCAGGUCACGAUGUACCUGACGACUCGUGACAGACCCCGGGGACUCAUCCCUGAGCUGCCCUUGGACCCCCAGGUGGACACGGUCGGAGUGGGGAUGACCAGCGUGACCAUCUCCUGGGAGCCCAGUCCUUCUGUCCUGCAGCAACGUCAGCAGCAGGACUUUCAUUACUGCCUCCUGGUCAACCGCUGGCAUAACUACAAGAGCUUGUGUGCAGCUGAAACUGCUAUGAAGAAGAAGGAGGUGGAGAAGCCAUCUUCCAUGGGAUCAUGGUGGUGGCAUGGUUCUUCUGAAAUAUCCACCAAUCUCCAUCCUGGUCAGCAUACAGCACUGAAGUCUUCUGGUGAUAAAAGCUCAGCUGUAACUGGGGUCUGCACUGGCACAGAGAACAUCUACACGUUUUCAGAUCUCCUCCCAGAGACCCAGUACUACUUUGAUGUCUUUGUGGUCAACAGACUGAACCAAACCAGCAGCACAUACACUGGGACCAUCGCCCACACUCUCCCGGAGCCUCAGCCAGAGGUGGUUCAGCUGAUAGAUGCGGAGAUAAUACGGGUGGACCUCGAGGGGAGGAGGCCCCAGCAGCAAUACAGCUUUAGACCUAAGAGCUGGCAACGGAGUGCAUUGUUCACCUUCCAAACUUGCACGAGGGGGCAGGUACGGGUCAAGAUCACCAGCAAGGGGCGAACGCUGGCCUCUCAGGUGGUGGAUGGGCUUGGGCGGAUCUUGCUGGAAGGAAAGCCGAAAUACGUUCUGCAGCUGGAGCCUGUGUCAAAGUCCGGGGCUUCUCUUAAAAUCCAAGCCUCCACUGCAUACCACAAACCAGCCUUUCCUCUACUGCCAGAGAGCCUGAAUGUCAAGUCCUUCAGCAAACUGAGAACGUGCAAUUCAGUCACACUGGCCUGGCUGGGAACCCAGGAACGGAGCAAGUACUGCGUCUACAGGAAGAGGAUUGCUGAAACCCAACUGCAGCUGGUGAAGAAGAAGAAGGACGAUGACAGGUGCUCAGGGCCGGAGUCUAGGAGGAAAGCAGAGAAAGUGCUCUGCAAAUACUUCCAGGAGCUGAACCCUCUGCGAGCAGUAACCACAGCUACCGUCGCAGGGCUGGAGCCGGGCACAUCUUACCUGUUUGAUGUGUAUCUAAUCGGACAAUGGGGAUUCCCAAUCAAGUACCGCAGUAAAGUGGUGAGGACCAGGAAAGCGUGUUGAGUUUCCUGGCUAAUGUAUGCAUAUAUGACUGCAUGGACUGGAGUCGGUCUGUAAAUAGCUAUUUCUUCUUUAGUGUAUGUUUUUGUAUAGAGUGUUAUGUUUAUUGCACAUCAUUUCAUUUAUUUAUUUUUUUCUACAAAAAUUUAGAUUUUAGCCAUUGUAAUCAAAACCACCACCGAAUUCGACUGUCAGUUUUUGAUACAUAAUGUGCUGAAUUGAAUAAAUGUUCUAAUUAUUAUUAUUAUUAUUAUUAUUAUUAUUAUUAUUAUUAUUAAUGAAAUUCACCAAACAGCAGAGUUUUGCAUUACUGUACGUGUUGUCGUGUAUGUGAUGUUUUUUGUGUUAUUCAGUCCUUACAUGUUUUUAUACAAUAAGUACUGUAACAUGUUCUUUUCCUGGAUGUUUUCUACUUGCAAUAA